Molecule: messenger RNA, 1584 nt
Organism: Salvelinus namaycush (lake trout)
Lineage: Eukaryota; Metazoa; Chordata; Actinopteri; Salmoniformes; Salmonidae
Product: doublesex- and mab-3-related transcription factor 2-like
Exons: 4
Coding region: 1-1584 (527 amino acids)
Biological process (GO): regulation of transcription by RNA polymerase II; sex differentiation
Cellular component (GO): nucleus
Molecular function (GO): RNA polymerase II cis-regulatory region sequence-specific DNA binding; DNA-binding transcription factor activity, RNA polymerase II-specific
Source: RefSeq, a predicted model, not a curated record
AUGACGAAUAUCACCGGUGCAGAGUUUGAGAUCGACGUGGAGAGUCUGGAGACCGAAAGUGACGACCAGGACCAGCCGGACUACAGCUCCUCUCUGUCCGGCGCAGGAGACAACGAGCCGCCGGCCAAGGGAGAUGACAAGCCGGGCGCCACCAGCCAGGGGUCCGGUGAACAGCGGAAGCUGAGCCGGACUCCGAAGUGUGCCCGCUGCAGGAACCACGGCGUGGUGUCGUGUCUGAAGGGGCAUAAACGGUUCUGCCGCUGGAGGGACUGCCAGUGUGCCAACUGUCUUCUGGUGGUGGAGAGACAGCGGGUCAUGGCGGCUCAGGUGGCACUACGGAGACAACAAGCUACCGAGGAUAAAAAGGGAAUUUGUGGGAAGCAGAUUCCAGCGGAGAGAAGAGCGAUUUACCAGAGACACAUCAGACCAUCAACCAUGCUGGCUAAGAGCAUUCUGGAAGGAUACCGUCCGGUGCAGGGUGACCCGUACCUGGGGGCCAGCCCGUCCCUCCCGCCCCCUCUCAGCGACAGGAUGAGGAAGAGGAGAGCGUUUGCUGACAAAGAGCUGGAGAGGAUCAUGCUGGAGAGAGAGUACAAGGAGAGAGAGCUGCUAGGACCCUCCCAGGCUGCUCCAGCCUCUCUGCUCUUCCCCAACAGUCUGGUCCGGCAUGCUGCAGAGUACAAGUCCUACACGAAGGAGGAGCCUCAGUACAACAACAAGGAACUCUGUCACUUCCUGUCACCCAGCUGUGUGGACCUCUCCCUGAAAUAUGCCACCAGCCCCAGCAACAUGGAGCUCAUCUCCUCCAAUGUCUCCGUGGCGACCACCUACCGCCAGUACCCUCUGACCUCACCGCUGACCUCUCCGCGGGGGUUCAUGGUGUGGCCACGUGGCCCCUCCCUCCUGUACCAGCAGUGCCUGCGCAAUGCCACGGCCAUCCAGAACAUGAAGCCAGGUGCAGUCUGGGAUCCCAGGACGAUGGCCGCUGCCGCAGAGAGCCUCCCGCCCGACCACGACGCCACGGCAACCACUGCCGUCACUGCUGCCAAGCUGGAGGGGUCGAGGGUCGUUGUGGGCCUCCCCGAGGGUUUUGACCCCCAGCAGCAGGACGGCCAUGCCCAGUCCCAGGCCUCUCUCACCCAGGGGGGGCACCGCAAACGAUCAGCCUUCUCUCCCCCGAAGAGAGGCUUCGGACAGGCCUUCCCUCCAAGUACAUCUCACCCUCAGCCUCACCCUCACCACCCCAGCCACGAACAUGUCCUGAACAAGCUGAGCAAGGACAGCGCCAAACACACGCUAUCCAUGAAGCUCAACUCCUUUCACUCACUCAUCCAGCAGACACUGACUGCGACCGGGGUUGAGCUCCGGGGCCCCUACUGUAACGAACUGCUGGAGGAAGCUGCCAGAAAAUACCGUGAAGGACCUUCUCAGGACUUUUACAGUUUCAAAGGCUCUAAUAGAUACAGCAAGGAGUUCCUGUCUAAGUCAGCCGGGACGAAGGUCGUGUCCAGCCAGUCUCUAUCCUUCUCUGUGGAGGCCAUUUUGAACAGGCCAUCACCGGCUAUGAACAGAGCUUCACAGUAA